This is a messenger RNA of Oryza sativa Japonica Group (Japanese rice), 2276 nucleotides long. RefSeq names its product serine/arginine-rich splicing factor SC35. The record is from RefSeq and is a predicted model, not a curated record. Lineage: Eukaryota; Viridiplantae; Streptophyta; Magnoliopsida; Poales; Poaceae. Gene Ontology annotation, molecular function: RNA binding.
GUUUGUUUUUUUUUCUGUGGCCACCCUCACCCUACCCCGACCUCUCUCAUCCUCGCCCUCACCGUCUCCACCCGCCGCGCCGCGUCCCGGCCACCGCGCCGCCCGCCGCGCUCCGCUCCGGCGAGACAUGUCGCGCUUCGGCCGCUCCGGCCCGCCGCCGAUCCGCGACACCUACUCCCUCCUCGUCCUCAACAUCACCUUCCGCACUACGGCGGAUGACCUCUCCCCUCUCUUCGAGAAGUACGGCGAGGUCGUCGACAUCUACAUCCCUAGGGACCGCAGGACUGGUGAUUCGCGAGGGUUUGCGUUCGUGAGGUACAAGUAUGAGGACGAGGCGCAGAAGGCAGUCGAUCGGCUUGACGGGAGAGUGGUAGAUGGAAGGGAGAUCAUGGUGCAGUUUGCCAAGUACGGCCCGAACGCUGAACGAAUCCAUAAAGGAAAAAUCAUGGAGACAGUUCCAAGGUCUAGGGGUCGUUCCAGAAGCCGCAGUCCAAGACGGGGGUACCGUGAUGACUAUCGGGAGAGAGACUAUAGAAAGCGGAGUCGGAGUAGAGAUAGAUAUGGACGUGACAGGUAUAGGGAGAGAGAUUAUCGUCGUCGUAGCAGGAGCCGCAGCUACACUCCUGAUGAUUACAGGAGACGUGGCAGAGACAGUGUGUCACCUGCACGCAGAAGCCUGAGUCGUAGCAGGAGUCGUAGCUACAGUCCUGAUGAUUACAGGAAGCGUGGCAAACACAGUCAAUCGCCUGUGUGUAAAAGCCCCAGUGCAAAAAGAAGCCCCAGUAUGUCGCCUGCACGCAGAAGCCCCAGUGCUUCGCCUGCACGUAGAAGCCCUAGUGCUUCGCCUGUGCGCAGAAGCCCUAGUCGCUCUCCUCGCAGGACACCAUCUUCUCAAGAGGGAUCUCCUGUCAAGCGCUAUGAUGAGCCUAGGCGCUCUCGUAGCCCUUCGACGUAAAGCUGAAUAUCAAGAAUAUGCAUCAAACAGCUGAGGAUGAAUGGAGUAGAGCUGCUCAUGUCAAGAGGCUGUUCGGUGCCUGAUGAUGGAAGGCUCCGGUGAAAAAUUGGAAGUUACAGGGAGUGCUAUCAGUUGCUGUUACAAGUGAACACUGGUUUCUUGUGAACACCUUAACGCUUGUUAAGAACUAUAUGUACUUCAAUUCCUUUUCAUACAGACUUGUCUCUUAGCAUUUGAUAGUAUCACUUCUCUUUUGGUACUUGGUACUUACUAUAAAUGGUAAUUUGAACCUUUCUAGUUCCAUGAUGGGAUGAAGAGGUGCUGGCUGAUAGUGUGGUCAACAUCCAAGUUGCUGUUGCUGUUGCGGUUGAUAUUGUUUUGUGCUGUUUGCCUUGAUGAUGAUGGUGAUGGUGACGAUGAUGAGAUGAUGGUAAUAUCGUUUUGCCGCCUGCUUACAUCCUUUGCUGUCUGCACUCGUUAUGCUGACAAGUAAGGUCCCAUUGAUUUAGUUGAGUUUCAUUGCAACUGUUUGAAUUUAGCUGAGUUUCAUAAUAACUGUUUCCCGUCAUGCAUUGUUGAAAUGCUCUGUUCAUGGAUGGUGCAUGCCAGCGAUUUAGAACUUGGAUUUUGAAAUGCCAUCUUUCAUUGUGCAUGUGUGCAUUUUUUAGAACUUGGAGUUGUGUAUUUGAGCACAGAAUGUUUCCGAACAAUUAGCUUUGCAUUCUCGAUGGUUUGCUAUUGCUGUAUAAUGAAUGAUUCCUGUAGUUUAGUCGUAUGGACUCAUAUAUGACAUAAUUUACCAGCCUAUAUGAUUAGUGAAUAGAAAUUGUAGUCUUAUGUGAUUAUGAUAAAGUGAUAAAUUCAUCUUAGUACCUUACCCCAUGGUUCAGAAAACACACUCACGUUCGGUCAUUAAUUAAUGUUUUAAAUGAUGUAAAAGCUAUGUUUUACCGCGUUAACUAUGUUGUGUGACCAGCAUAACAAUUUAAUAGCUCGAUAGAGAUCAUUGCAUAUAUUAGUAUUUGCUGUACUUCACCUUCCUUUAUAGCAAUAGUUUGGGAGAACUCAGUUGCAGAGUUAGAUUCGCUUGGUUGGCCCGGACGCCCGGUACCUUCUUGAAGCGACUUGACCACUGGGGAUUUGCUGCCAAAGGAACAUGCCGUGGCCCUAGCCCUGGCCGAACAAGUUUCAUGGUUCAUAAUUUUCCUGUUAGGACUGUAAUUUGAAACCGUGAUGUAUGACAACUGCUCUGAACAUGCUUCAUACUACCAAAAAUUUCGGUCUCAUGGAAAAUAUGAAAUGGCAAAUUGACAAAAACUCA